Messenger RNA from Botrytis cinerea B05.10, 1240 nucleotides. RefSeq lists its product as hypothetical. The record is from RefSeq and is a predicted model, not a curated record. Bases 253 to 1095 code for a protein of 280 amino acids. NCBI's taxonomy places the organism in Eukaryota, Fungi, Ascomycota, Leotiomycetes, Helotiales, Sclerotiniaceae. The transcript is spliced from 3 exons.
GGGUCAGCAUCACCCCGAGUGGUACAGUUUCACGCGCUUGAAAUGCAGGGAACGCUUUUUAUCCUUUUCUGCUCUCUUUAGUUUUCAGUUCUGAGUUUAAUAUAAGAUACCCACAACUUUCUAAUUGUCUCUUUGCACUCGCAGCCUGUUUCUGGACGUUUUACUUUGCUUCGUGGACUGAUAACUAUUGUUCUUGAUUCGUUUGUUACUUACUACUCAAACUCUUCAAAUCAGCAUUACAAAUUGGCCAAUAUGAAUAACUCGGGCAUUGAAGCCAAAAUUGAAGAACGAAGUACGCACCUUCCAUGGUAUCAACUCACAGUUCCGUCUACGAAACUCGACGGAGCAAUUCGCGAGUUGCUCGAAGACUACGCGGGAUUCCCUUCUUCCGAAGUCGAACCUCACGUGUACAAUAUACGUAAUCGUGCCUGGAGUAUCUUCCCCUACCCUUGCAUAGGGGCAUUCCACUUCCUCGACAUCGUCAUAACAUCUUUCCCAUACUAUUCUACACUCCUCUCGCGGUUAGCUUCUCCAGAUACCAAGUUCCUCGAUCUUGGCUGUUGCUUUGGACAAGUUAUGCGACGACUUGUCUACGAUGGUGCUCUGGCAGAGAAUCUCUAUGGUUGCGACUUACGAACCGAGUUUUUUGAACUUGGGUAUGAUCUCUUUAAGGAUAAAGAUACUUUUAAUAGUACGCUCUUCAAAGCAGACAUAUUUGAUGAGGAUAAUGUGGAUCUGAAAAGGCUUGAGGGAGAUAUUGAUGUAAUCUAUGCCGGCAGUUUUCUCCAUUUGUAUGGAUGGGACGAUCAGGUGAAGAUAUGCAAGAUCUUGGCAAGAAUUAUGAAGAAAGAGGGAAGUGUGCUUAUGGGAAGGCAGGGUGGAGGCAGAGUUGCGAAAGAGGUAACAUUCCCCCUUCACGAAGAAAACAAGAUGUUUGUACAUAACGCAGAGAGCUUUCGAAAGAUGUGGGACGAGGUAAGCGAGACGACUGGCACAAAAUGGAAAGUAGAAUGUGAGGAGAUUCAACUACGCGAUGAUGAUUGGAAAGGGGCGGAAGGGAUGGUUUGGAUUCAAUUUACUAUCUUCAGAGAGUAGAUUGUAUUACCAGAAUUUGCAUCAAACAUCAAAGUAGACGUGAAAUCAGUUAUAAUUAGCAGUUAUUCACUUACGAGAUUGAAACCUGAUAUAAACAUGUAUACAAAAUCAGCAAACCAUUAUAGUUGAAUAACACUUGACUACA